This is a messenger RNA of Cordyceps fumosorosea ARSEF 2679, 723 nucleotides long. RefSeq lists its product as hypothetical. The transcript is spliced from 2 exons. The record is from RefSeq and is a predicted model, not a curated record. NCBI's taxonomy places the organism in Eukaryota, Fungi, Ascomycota, Sordariomycetes, Hypocreales, Cordycipitaceae. Bases 1 to 723 code for a protein of 240 amino acids.
AUGCAUUCCAUAGACGCAGCGGAAUCGGAUUGCUCAGCGACCUUUUCGCUUUUCCCUAAACUUCCCGCCGAAUUGCGCCUUCGCAUCUGGAAACACAGCCUCCCAGGCACUCGCAUUGUGCCGGUUCACUGCGGCGCAGACGAGCUGGUGGUCGACUCGUCUGUCGGCCUCGUCGCCGCCAUAGGCUGCACAACAACGAUACCGAACCCCACCAACCUGAACAUCUGUACCGAGUCCCGUGCCGAGGCUAUCAAGAGCUAUCGUCGCUGCUUCGGCUUUGUCGGCCAACCUGGUCACAUUUACUUUGAUCCCAGUCGCGAUGUGCUCUACUUUGGCCCCCGACAGGGCUGCAUGGCCGCCCACGCACAGUUUCGCACCUGCAUGGCUCUGUGCGACUCGUCUGAGCUGGCCGCCGUGCGCCGCAUAGCCAUCAGCGAUGCCUUAUUUUGGAUCGGCGAUGCGUACCGCUCCACGGCGGCUGCGAGCCUGACGAUCGACGUGCUGCGCAUUGUCAGCCAAUGUCUGCCAAACCUCCAGGAGCUUGUCUUUGUGCCACGCGAGGAAGACGAAGCACGACGCGACGAUCUCGACCAUAUAUUGCCGCGCAUGCAUGGCCAGGUCAACGCUGCAAUUGAUGCCUUGACCCAACUGCACGCAGUGGCCUGGAAGGUGCCCGUGUGGCGUGUCACAACCUUGCGGGCUCUCCACGAUACUGCUGGAUGA